AUGGAAGCCAAGGAAGACGACGAGGAGAGGCCGGAAGAAGAGGAGGAGGAGGAGGAAAAGGAGGACAACAAUGAGGAGGACGACGAGGAGGACGAAGAGGACAACAACCCCCAAGGCAACGCAGACAGCGGGGAGGGAGGGCAAGCCGAACUCGAAGAUGCGGAGCUCAACAAUGAGGAGCCCGUCCGCUGGAAGCGCACCCUUGCGUGGCAACAGGUCUACAAAGAUCGCGCCCCGGUGAUUUAUUGGUCCUCCACGCACCAGACCAUGAUUCAGGGUAGCGUCCGUGGCUCUGGCCGAUUUCGGUCCUGGGAGCAGCUCCCCCGCUACUCGGUGGAGGUGGGCUUGCGAAGGCAGCUGCGGAAGGACGUUCCCCUGAGCGACUUGCAUCCUGCUCCUUGGGGACAUAUUUCCUUAAUCGGGAUUAUAGUAUUGUAG
Molecule: messenger RNA, 438 nt
Organism: Symbiodinium natans
Lineage: Eukaryota; Dinophyceae; Suessiales; Symbiodiniaceae
Source: the annotation of a GenBank genome assembly